AGGAGAAGGGAGGCAGGAGACGGUCGCCGCUUCCCCGCGCCCAGUGCCGCUUCCUUCCCCGCUCCCCGGGGCAGCCGCGAUGGCUGCGCAGCUCCGCGCCCAGGAGGUGGAAGGCCCGCGGGCGGCGGCCCCGGCGGCCCGGCUCGGCCCCAAGGUAUGCCCGGUCUCCUGCACCCUGCUGACUUUCUUCCUCCUCGCCGCCUGCAGCAUCCAUGAAACCGAGCAGAAAGGCUACUGUGAGAAUAUCAUCACCAAAAAGCACCUGGAUAAGCUGCAGGAGCUGAUUGACUCCCAGAUGCUGAUGUCCUGCCACGUCUCCUUUGAGUUCAUUGAUGAGCAGCAAUUGGGUGACCCCAUCUGCUUUGUCAAAGCGGCUUUCCCUCGGCUGGAGGACAUCCUUGACAAAAUGAAAUUCAAGAAGAACUCCGAUAAUUUUAACAAGACAAAAGACGUGCAAAACAUGUACAAGAAAAUCGACGAGAAUGAAGUUCCAUGCAUUGACGACCAGGACGAUCAUGAGCGCGAGCUCUCCCAGGCCUGCUCCAAGGAGUUCUCCAUGCCUCCCGAGGAGAUGCUACAGCUGGUGAAGGAUUUCUUUCACCGAGUUAUGGGCCUCUUAGACGAAGAUGUGGAUUUCAAACGCGACUGCAGCAAAACCUACCAGAAGUGCUCUGACGCCCCGAAAAAGGAACUGCCGUCUCCAGGUGUGGUGACUGACCGUGACUGCAACUGUCCAUCCCCAAGCUCCCCUCGUGAGGGACCCCAAGCCUCUCCCCACCCAGCCUUGGCCACCAAGCCCUUCCCUUCCACUGUACCCGGCCUGGGCAGCAAGGAGGCGGCUGCCAGCACGCGCCUGGCCCACAGCCAGCCUGGUGCCAUGCAGAGCCCAGUCAAGUCAGACAGCAGCGCCAAGCCCAGGGUAUCCAGGAGCACGCACCAAGCCCUGGUUGCUCUGGAGAUCCAGGGGGUCUGGGCUGGCAUCUCUGCCAGUGUGUCCUCACCACCAGCAGACCUGGAGUUAGCAUCAGCAUCACAGGGACCUGGCAGCGUGUCCGUCCGCACUGAACCACUCCUGGACCUAACCGAACCUCCCAGCCGGGAGCCCCCUAGCACCAAGGAUGUCUUCACCUCCCCUUCCAGCCUGCCGGCCUCUGGUGGAGAGACGCUACAGAGGGAAGAGAUCCAUCGCACCAGGACAGAGGCUGAGCAAGUCCAGGCAUGGCCGACUGGGCUCAGAUUGUUCCUCCGCACGCCUGGUUCAUCGGACUCCUCCCCCAGCGCCAAGCAGACCCAGCCAUGGGCAGGAGAAGAUGUCACCCAAGCCAUCUGGGCAUUCUCAGCAGCAGAGCCGAGCACCCACCUGAUAGAUCCCAGCAGUGCCAAUGCCGGGUCCAGCCCAGCCCUGACAUCCGAAGCAGCGGAGGCCUCGGGAGCAGACCCCGGUGGCCGAUUAGUGACCCCCCUGCACAGUGAGCUGAGGCCGAUCCCCUCUCUGGGCUCCGAGGAGCCCAUCUCUGUAGUGCAGCACCAGUUCUCCGGGAUGUCUGCUACCACUGACCGCCCUACUGCCCCAGAGACGCCCCCCGGGGGGAGUCCUCGGCACCCAGCAGAGCAGGGCAAAGCCCCAGACGUGCAGCGCACCACGGAGCUCCGAGGAAAGAGAACAGGGGGGCUGCCCAGGUUCAGAGAGCUCGACGACAGCCUGGCGGGGCCCAUCCCUGACCUUAACAUCCUUCCUCCGAACACAGACCAGCGCAGGAAGGAGGCGCAGCCCAAGGCGACCCAGCGGGAGGUCAUGUCCUAUGUGCUGGUGGCAGUCCUGGCGACCGUGGCGAUUCUGCUGGCUGUCGGAGGCCUGCUCUUCUACAAGCAUCGAUCCAGGUCCGCUGAAUGGAGUGGAGGAGCCUCUGGAGCUGCAGGUGCAGGGCGAGCUAUGAGCUGGGCCUUUCCUGUGCCAGGAAGAGCAACGGCUUGAGGCUUGGAUUCCGAACCCUCCCUUUUGUGUGGGAUCUCAGCCCCAUCUGGAGGAGAAUCUGCAGCAGCUGGACCCCUCCUCCAUCGUCCCCAGUGCCAACGAUUGUCACUUGCUCUCGCUCUCUGCUCCUCUCUGCAAGGUCGGGAGAGACUGAAAGAUCUGGAAAUGGAUGCUGUUUAUUCUUGGCACUGGCGCCUGGGUUCCGCGCUGCCCCACGCCCCGGCCAAUCCCACCCCUUGCUCUCUAGCUACUGGCAAGCCAGAGCAGCCUGCAGGACCACCCCAGCAGACCUGGCACCAGGAUGGACAAAGUUUUGGCUCUGAUGAAGGGAGAUAAGCAGUCCUGGGACUCGCGUUGUCUGAUCCUCUCCAGCCUGGAAAGGGUUAGGUGGACUCCACCGAGAGUUAGGAUAGCGUGACGCUGGCUCCUUCAGGGACUGGCUGUGCCUGCCGUGGAGGGCUCAGCGAGAAGGGGCAUGCCUGGGCAGGAAUGAGAGGACUCUGCUGAGCCAGCCAGGUUGUCAUUGCUCCCUGCAUGCUCUGGGACGGAGUUGGAUGCAGGAGGACAGGAGGGGUGGGGACUGCGAUCUGGGGUCUCUUUCUUCCCGCUUCUUAGACCAGCUCCAUCUCGUGACAUGGCAGAGGGAAUCCGCUGCUUUUCGGAGAGGCUGCCACCUGUCCGCGAGCGGAGUCUGCCUCUCUCUUUCCCCUGUCUGCCCCAGCACGGUGGCCUUGGGAAUGAUCAUCAGAUGGCCCCUUUCAGGAGUCGUUUUUAACGACCUGCACUAGCCAGCGCCGGUCCCCUCCAUGCCUCGAGGCUGCUGUGUCUGGCUGUCUGGCCCCGGAGCCCUGAUAGCGUACUAUGCAAUGCUGGCCCUCUCUCCUCUCCCCAUGCCCUUCGCUAGAAGCCUAUUGGCUCAGUAUACUGGACUCUGGGAUCGGUCUCUGACCUUCAGGGUUCCCAUCUCUGCAAAGUAUGGUCCUGUCCCCUCUCCCAUCCCCCUGCGCUCCAGUGAGAGGUAGAGGCCCUGCAAAGAGAGGAAGGGGCACCCUCAUUUUAGGGGAGCCUGCUCCUUCCCAUACCCAGGACAUGCUGUGGAGUGGGUAAUAGGGGUACAAAUUGGGGUCCUGGAUCCCAGCCCCCAAAGGGAAAGAAAACCUCUACACUGUGAAUUUUAACUCUCUCCUGCUUCCCCCUGAGCAACAGGGGCUGGCUGGUGUUUGGGUUCGUGCCUACCCCUCCUUUCCCGUACACUCAACGGGCCGUCCAUCCUUCUUGUGCCUUCUACCCUUUCAUUCCGUCCUCCUUCCCCCAUCCCCUGUCCAGGCAUCCUGCUUGUCGUGAUGUAGCUGAUGACCCUGAGCCGGCCUCAGGUUGGGAGAACUGCCUUUAUGCGUUAAUGUAUUGGAGAAAUCUCCUUCUCCUGUAAAGUAUUUUAUUGGAGGGAGCGGGCGUGCCCGGCGGUGGGAACUGCAGGCGGUGGGUCACAGCCGGUGGGUGGCUUUCUAACGCAAGCUGGCCUUGUGUUCCGGACUGGAUGUUUAUGACUGUGCUUUAAGAGACUGAAUAUGUCUCGUUCUGUCAAGGACUUUUUAUCCAGUAACAUGGGUGCAACAGACCAACGGGCCUUUGAUCCUGUGUGUAUAUCUCAGUAGGGUCAUGUGGGAUGGAACUCAUUUACUGAAUUACGUUGCGUGGAGAUCAUUAAUGCCCCCUGGAAGUGACAGCCCUGUGCUAGCUGGCGCGGUCCGUCUACGUAGCUCCGGUCAGGAAGUGGGACAUGGGCAGAUUUCAAGCUGAUCGCAGCUCGGCUCAUCCCUGUCUUUAGUCACCUCCUGGCUCAGCUGUUAAAACGCUGGGGAGCUUUGCCAGCCUUCUGUGCUGUCCCCAUGGUACUGCUGAGGCUCAGAGGUUCAGGCCCUUUCUGAGCUUAGGACAAAUCACACAGCGAAUCAGCGUCAGGGCCCGGAGCGGGUCCCACAACUCCCAACUGCUCGACCGGGGUCCAAUGGGCCACCGGAGCUCCCGUUGGGCUGUUGACAUGCUCCCUUCCUAAAUCUUGGCAGCCCAGUCUGCAGGGGGCUCCAGCCAGCCUCGGUCACCUCCACUCCCCGGGAGGAGGGCUGUGCCAGCCCUCUCUGCCAUCACCUGCACUGGGGGCCCAUCCCGUUCAGAAAUGAACCCCGUUGGACCACUCAGGCCUCACUGUUGCCUCCAGCCUCUCUCUGAUGUUGGCUCCCCACUCCAGGACCCUCCACCACUGGGGAGAAGGCGUUACUCUUCCAACUGAGCUGUGCCCUCCCCUCCCUCCAUCAGACCUCCUCCCCCACAACCGCACCAUUGUCUUGCGCCUGCUACGGGCCUGCUCUGCAUCAUAUGGCAGAAGAGCCCACAUUGGGCCGGAUCCCCCGCUGGAGUAAUUCGGCAGAGUUCCCAUUGCCUUCAGCAGUUUACGCCAGCUGAGGAUCUGGCCCAUGACAUCAAACUUUGCUGACACUCAGCAUCUGAUCUGAUUCUAGGGCCAGAUGCUCAGCGGGUGUAAAUCAGUCUAACUAUGGAACUCUGCUGUUUGGCCCCCAACUUGAAGAUGGGGACGUCUCUGCUUUCAGCGAUAAAUGGUUUAUUUUUUUAAAUGGCAGGAGAAAAACCUAUUUAAACCCCGUAUUUUUAAAUUAUUAAUAUGUUUCUUAAAGUAUAUUUAUUAAGUCCAAAGGCACAUUCCACUUCCAGUACGGCGUGCGAUUGUGGUGAGAUAUACACACAGCUCAGGUGUCAAGGGCACAGAGAGUCUGAUUCGGAUCUCACGUACCCCUGUGUAAACCAGGAGUAAUUCCACUGAGUUCAGUGGAGUCAGACAGAUGUAAAUAGGAUCAGAAUCAUGCCUGUACAGUCCAUCUGCUCGUCAGCCUGCCAGAUCUUGGGUUGGCGUCAGCCAGCGUAUCUCUAUGGCAAGCUGUGGGUCUCCGGCGAUUUACUCUAGGGCUAACAAUCCACGGUCUGACUCUGUCUACUAGAGCUAUGCACCUGCCAUGUCAUGUUAUUCCACAUAUAUUAGCCGAUGGGAGAGUAGCUCCCAACAAAGGGAGUUAUUGUUUUGGUCCCAACUGUGUUGUUUGUGUGUCUGUUUGUUUUGUUUUUUUUAUACUUCGAAAUUGUGAAUUAUUUUAUACAAAGUCAUUUAAUAAAUAAUGUCUAUUUAAAAAAACAAAUAGAAACCAGCUUGUGUAUUUAACAAUAAUAAUAAUAAACACGGAUGUGUGGCACUUUGUAACA
This is a messenger RNA of Chelonia mydas (Green sea turtle), 5248 nucleotides long. It is a transcript of the gene CSF1, whose product is annotated as colony stimulating factor 1. Gene Ontology annotation, molecular function: growth factor activity; cytokine activity. The record is from RefSeq and is a predicted model, not a curated record. NCBI's taxonomy places the organism in Eukaryota, Metazoa, Chordata, Testudines, Cheloniidae. Gene Ontology annotation, cellular component: membrane. Gene Ontology annotation, biological process: positive regulation of macrophage differentiation; osteoclast differentiation. The transcript is spliced from 8 exons. Bases 80 to 1975 code for a protein of 631 amino acids.